Messenger RNA from Anisakis simplex (herring worm), 309 nucleotides. NCBI's taxonomy places the organism in Eukaryota, Metazoa, Nematoda, Chromadorea, Rhabditida, Anisakidae. The record is from the annotation of a GenBank genome assembly.
AUGAUGCCUGGAGAUGCCCGUAAUGUUGCAGAAACGGAGAGUAUGAAAGCAAUUUCUGUUCGAUCGACAUUUUUGCUGAUCGUCAUCCUCGCCGAACUGCUGCUGUGCACCAGCGCCUUCGUUACAACAGCACCUAGAUUGCCACUCAGGCGGGUAAAACGUCAGUGGGGAUACGGCGGUUGGGGUGGUUAUGGUAUGGGUGGGUAUGGCGGUGGAAUAGGUAAUAACUACGGCGGGUUAGAUAUUGGUUCAAUCAACGUUGAUAAUAUGUAUGGUGGAUAUGGUUACGGUGGUAUGGGAUGGAUGUGA